Molecule: messenger RNA, 2639 nt
Organism: Parus major (Great Tit)
Lineage: Eukaryota; Metazoa; Chordata; Aves; Passeriformes; Paridae
Gene: SFR1
Product: SWI5 dependent homologous recombination repair protein 1
Exons: 4
Coding region: 972-1865 (297 amino acids)
Biological process (GO): positive regulation of DNA-templated transcription; double-strand break repair via homologous recombination
Cellular component (GO): Swi5-Sfr1 complex
Source: RefSeq, a predicted model, not a curated record
GACCCGCCCCUGCCCCGGCAGCGGGAGCUUGAAGCGCCUGAGGAGAGCGAGGCAGGGAAGGGGGUUUUGCAGGGUUCUUUCCUCGUUCACCCUGGCCUGGGGGGUUUGUGCUCCCCGAGGGGCCUUCCUUCGCCCCUCAGUCCUGCGGGUUGGUGCUGUUGCUGCGGUUUUGGGGUGCAGCACCUCAGAAAGAGCUCCACGGGGUUGUGGCCUUGCUUAUGGGCUGCCCAGGCUUCGUCCUCCUUGUCUGCGGGUGGAAAACUAGCAAGGCAAAAGCUGUAUUGAGCGUUAAUAGAGCCUUUUGUUGUUGAGACAGUAAAAGGAGUGCGUACCAUUAUAUAACGUAGCUAUUAGCAGGAAAACUGAGGACGUAGUUAACAGACGUACCCAGAGUGCAAAAGUCAAGUAAGUACUGAAAGGCAAAACUGUCUUUUCCCCUUCUAACUCAAAUUUUCUUUACUUGCUGGACAGAAUUUUUUUUUUGUGGUGAACAGUUCUGCUUGAGAAUGCCAAGGAUUCUUAGCCUAAGAUACAGGAAAAGGAUUUCAAAAGUGUAGAUCUGUGUGAAUGUGCUGCCAAGUUACAACAUUAGCAAACCAGUGAAAAAAGUAUUUGCUGUGGUCAUUUGAAAACGAAUUUGCAUUAGAAAGUAAAGGCAGAGAAUUCUAGGAUUGGUUUUUUUCAAGGUAUCUUAGACUUGAAAUGAUUUUGCUCCUUGGAAAGACUUACUGCAUAUUUGUGACAUAGAGUAUACAUAAAAAUGAUGUAGCUUUUUCUAGGCUCUUGCUUACAACAAGAAAUAAUAGUAUUAAGCUUCCAUUAUACUUAAUCGAUGCUAUGAGCUUCCAGUUUAAUUGAUAGAUUGCUAAAAUUCCUGAUUAACUAGACUCUACUAAGGCUUGGGGUUUUUUAAUAGAGUACCGUAUGUUCAGUUUUGAACAGCUGGGAGGGAAUGUUGACUUCUAAGAUAAAUGAGGACCUCCAUCCUUUGGUAUCAAGCCAGGAAGACCAGGGUUGCUCGGCUGUUGAGGCUUUGGCAUACUGAAGCUUUGACAGUUUUCAUCUGUGAAGAGGAAGCCCCUUGUGCCAGCCCUCUGUUGCCUAGUUUUGGUUUGCAGGAUUUUAUUCUUGAGAGGCUUCUGUUUCAAAACUCCAAAUUGCAAUUUGCAGAGACUGCUAUUCAUCUCAAGAUGGAAGAGUCAGUGCUGGAUAAAUUGCCAUCUUUGUGCAAUACUCCAAAGGAUUCUGGAACAGCACCUGCACAGGGGACUAGUUCAGCAAAGCAGCAAAUGAGUGCAGCUCUGAGGGAACGAUUACGGAAAACAAGACGUUCAUUUAAUGCCAGUUUUACAGUGGCAAAGCGCCUCAAAAUAGACACAGAAGAAAAAGAUUCUGCUGGUGCUGACACAGGGUGCUUGCCAGAGACAAGUACAGACUGUUCCAGAUUACAAGAUGGUUCUGAAAACCUGGAAGGAAAUGGCACUGGACACACAUGUUUCAAAAGUUCCUCACAGGAGAGUGAUCCCUGUGGGUCAGCAGAGAAUUCAGAUGUGCCACAGGUUGAUCUUGGUCAGCAGCAGUCCCUGGAAGAAAAAGUAAAGCUGGUGAAACAAGUGCAAGAGAAGGAAGAGCUACUGCGUAGGCUCAAACUGGUGAAGAUGUAUUGGUCCAAGAACAACCUGUCUGAGCUGCAGGCUUUGAUAGUGAAGUGGAGAAGUAGCACCCAGCUGAUGCUGUAUGAGCUGCAGUCAGCCUUUUCUGCAGAUGGCAAGAAAGUGAGUCUCACUGAGCUCAUCGAUACUUUUGGGCUAGAAGACCAAUUACUGCACUACAGCAGAACAGAAGAAGAUUUUGUAGAUGUGUAAUCUACAGCUGUAGAGCUUCCUUUGCACAGACACAAAAGCAGAAAAGACUGAAUAAAUUCUGAUUGUGUCAGAAGUGUUGGUCAGACAAUGGACUUCAUGUUUUGGGGUUAGGAGGCUUUCUCCAGAGAUGCUUGUAAAGCUGUGAACAUACAUACAGUAGGCACUGUAAAAGAAAUUACUUAUGGAAAAGAAAUCAAACUUGGUGAUAUUUUGGAGAAUCUGGCUUAAUGACUUGGUCAGUGAUUUUUUAUUUAAUAAAAACAAAAUUAAGUCAUAGUUUAACAGGUAGAACGCAGUUCAUUUUUGAUUUGUUUUUGCAUGGUCAGAUGGGGAAGAGUUCAGUUUGUUUGUAGAUACACCCAUUUUACAAACCUCUUCCUGGUGCCAGUCAGCCAAUGAAGGCUAAUGACAGCAUUUUGUGAGUUAAGUGAAGAUAGCUAAUUCUCAUGAUGUUAAUAUUCCAGAGCUGAGAUAAGAUGUUCUCACUGGCUUUAACUCCUACUGAGGGAAAUGUGCCAUAAUGCAGUGCUUUCAGAUGCUGGUCCAGACAAUGUCUUCAGGGCUGCUAUCUCACAAGCUUUCUGCCACAUCCUGAGGUAAUAGAAAGGAAGGCAAGAACAUCGAAACCAACUUUCUACUCUUCUACUGCAUCUGAGAGCCAAGGUGUUUUCUCUCUUCAAAUAAAUAAGAAACACAAGGCCUUGUUUAAUGGAAUUGCUUCAAACACAGCAUCAUAAAGCUGAAUAAAUCUUUACCAUUUCAUUUAUUCUCCAA